Molecule: messenger RNA, 1575 nt
Organism: Grammomys surdaster
Lineage: Eukaryota; Metazoa; Chordata; Mammalia; Rodentia; Muridae
Product: butyrophilin subfamily 1 member A1
Exons: 7
Coding region: 1-1575 (524 amino acids)
Biological process (GO): T cell receptor signaling pathway; regulation of cytokine production
Cellular component (GO): external side of plasma membrane
Molecular function (GO): signaling receptor binding
Source: RefSeq, a predicted model, not a curated record
AUGGCAGUUUCUACCAACUCCUGCAUCUUGGUUUGUCUGCUCACCCUCACGGUGCUACAGCUGCCCACGCUGGAUUCGGCAGCUCCCUUCGAAGUGACUGCACCUCAGGAGCCAGUGCUGGCCGUAGUGGGCUCAGAUGCCGAGCUGACCUGUCGCUUUUCCCCAAACGCGAGCUCAAAGCACAUGGAGCUGCUGUGGUUUCGACAGACGAGGUCCCCAGCGGUACUUCUAUACCGGGCUGGCCAGGAGCAGGAGGGCCAGCAGAUGACGGAGUACCGCGGGAGGGCGACGCUGGUGACAACCGGGCUCCUAGACGGUCGCGCUACUCUGCAGAUCCGAGGGGUCAGGGUCUCAGAUCAAGGGGAGUACCGGUGCUUUUUCAAAGACAACGACGACUCCGAAGAGGCCGCUGUGCAUCUCGAAGUGGCUGCUGUGGGCUCAGAACCUCACAUCAGUAUGAAGGUUCAAGAGAGUGGAGACAUGGAGCUGGAGUGCACUUCCUCUGGAUGGUACCCAGAGCCUCAGGUGCAGUGGAGAACAGCCAGUGGAGAGAUGCUACCAUCCACAUCAGAGUCCAGGAAUCCUGAUGAGGAAGGCCUGUUCACUGUGGCAGCUUCAAUGAUAAUCAGAGACAGCUCCAUAAAGAAUGUGUCCUGCUGCAUCCAGAAUAACCUCCUUGGCGAGGGGAAGGAAAUAGAGAUCUCCUUAUCAGCUUCCUUCAUGCCAAGGCUGACUCCCUGGAUAGUAGCUGUGGCUAUCAUCUUACUGGCCUUAGGAUUUCUCACCAUUGGGUCCAUAUUUUUCACUUGGAAACUAUACAAGGAAAGAUCCAGUCUGCGGAAGAAGGAAUUUGGUUCUAAAGAGAGACUUCUGGAAGAACUCAGAUGCAAAAAGACUGCACUGCAUGAAGUUGACGUGACUCUGGAUCCAGACACAGCCCACCCCCACCUCUUCCUGUAUGAAGAUUCAAAGUCGGUUCGAUUGGAAGAUUCACGUCAGAUCCUGCCUGAUAGACCAGAGAGAUUUGACUCCUGGCCUUGUGUGUUGGGUCGUGAGACAUUUACUUCAGGAAGUCAUUACUGGGAGGUGGAGGUCGGAGAUAGAACCGACUGGGCCAUUGGUGUGUGUAGGGAGAAUGUGGUGAAAAAAGGGUUUGACCCCAUGACUCCUGAUAAUGGGUUCUGGGCUGUGGAGUUAUAUGGAAAUGGGUACUGGGCCCUCACCCCACUCCGGACCCCUCUCCGGUUAGCAGCACCCCCUCGCAGAGUUGGGGUUUUUCUGGACUAUGAAUCAGGAGACAUUUCCUUCUACAACAUGAGUGACGGAUCUCUUAUCUACACCUUCCCUAGCAUCUCUUUCUCUGGCCCCCUUCGUCCCUUCUUUUGUCUGUGGUCCUGUGGUAAAAAGCCCCUGACCGUCUGUCCUACUGCCAAUGGGCCUGAGAAAAUCACAGUCAUUGCUAAUGUUCAGGACAGCAUUCCCUUGUGCCCACUGGGGGAAAGCUCUGCUUCAGGAGACGGAGACAGUCUCCAUUCUAAACUGGUAUCUUUCUCACCGAGCCAAGGAGCACUCUAA